AUGACGAACCAAGCCCAUAUAAACUCGAGCCUAUACGGCAAUGGUAAAGUGUUUAAGAUUGGAGAGAUCAUACGGGCACCCAAUAAGCCCAAGGAGAGCGCCAGUGCCAUCGUGGCUCGCCACCGUACACCUAAUAUUGUGUACAAUAAGGGUUUGAGAACUGGUUAUCGAGGCAAAGCCCUCCCGGACUCCACCGACAACCAAUGGGUCCUUGAACUUAUAGAAGGGGAGGAGACAACGGGCGAGGAGGUGGUGGACGCUGGUGUUGACUAG
Messenger RNA from Exophiala bonariae, 273 nucleotides. RefSeq lists its product as uncharacterized. The record is from RefSeq and is a predicted model, not a curated record. The transcript has 4 exons. Bases 1 to 273 code for a protein of 90 amino acids. NCBI's taxonomy places the organism in Eukaryota, Fungi, Ascomycota, Eurotiomycetes, Chaetothyriales, Herpotrichiellaceae.